AUGCCUGUCCGAUCUACGCGACGCAACUACUCCAGCACGUUCAAAACUCGUUUACAAUCCGUUUUCACCACAAAACCAAACGCGAGCAAAGGAGUAGGAUCUCCUCCGCCACCCAGCCAAGACGAUAACACAGGCGAUGUCAUCACACAAUCUUCUCAAUUACCUUCUGGAUCGUCGACGAUGGGAGUUAUUGCUGCGCAAAGACGUGAUGUGUUUCGGAACCCCCAUGCAACCGCGACCGAAUCGACGAAAUCAUCCGUAGCCGCCCCCUUGGUGAAGACUUGUCUUGCCGCGCUGGGUGGUAUUCUGAGGGACAUGAACUUACCAGGCGCAUCUGCAUGUCAACUAGUCAUCAAAGCUGUUGACAAAUAUGAGGAGACGCAGUCGAAUAUCGAUGCCCUGAAUUCUUUGAAAAGGCAAUGUGACCAUAUCUCUGGGGUGAUUGCGAAUGCAUUGAAGGGAAAGAAAGGUCCAGAACUAUCAGAGCAGCUGAAAGCUGCACUCGAGCACUUAGGCAGUCGUCUAGAAGUUGUUGUUGCGCCCUGCGAGGAAGAUCAAAAGAGGCACUUUCUCAUCAAGUUCCUCAACAGCAAUGAAUACGCUACUGGGAUACGUGAAACACUUGAGGAGGUAGGGCGACUGCUCGUCGUGUUUGUGGCGGAGGUUACGCUUGCCGGCCAUCUUACGCUUACAAGGAUGAUCGAGAACAGAGCGCUGGCCAACAACAUCAAAUCACUCCCCCAUGUCGGCGCAGCCUACGAUAGCAACAAUGCGAUCAACCGAAAGAGGACGAUGUGUCUCCCUGGUACUAGAAUAGACAUCCUCAAGGAAAUCGGUCGCUGGGCAGUCACCUCAAAUGAGAGACCUAUUUACCUACUUACUGGCCACGCUGGCUUCGGAAAGUCGACAGUAGCGCGGACGGUCGCAGAGCGUACGGACGCUUUUCAUAUUCUUGGCGCCUCGUUCUUCUUUUCAAGGGACGCCGCUCAAUUGAAGAGUAACAGUCUCUUCUUUUCCACUGUCGCGUACCAGCUGAGUGUCUUCGAUGAAGCAUUUGCUGCGGCGAUUGGGCGUGCGCAGCAGUCGCUAAAGGCACUGGAUGCAGUGGAAAAGUCGCCAGCUGCCCAACUUGAGAAACUCAUUAUUGAGCCUCUCGAAUCCUUCAACACCAUAUCACAUACCAUUCUGAUAGUUGUCGACGCGCUGGAUGAAUGCGAGGACUUUGAGUCCUCAGAAGGGGAGAAUUGGCGUCGUGACAUCUGGGACGGGCUGGUGACCCUCGUCGAGAGGUUGACAUUCAUUCGCAUCUUCUUCACUUCCAGACCACACCAGCAUCUGUCCACCCUCAUUGCGAACAACCCUCUGCUCUAUGUCAACAAUACAUCUGUCCAGGUAUCGGAUCCUGAUAUUAGCCGUUAUCUAAAGUACAAGUUAAUCGAGGCCCCCGACCCCGCGUCCCGGAAAUGGACCGCGAGCGAGUCGGAGAUUUCCUCGCUCGAGCGUAUGACGUCUGGGCUUUUUAUCGUCGCCGCAACAGCAGUCCGGUUUAUCUUGGAUCCACGAAGGGCCAUACCGCCGUCAGAACGCAUCCAGGACCUGAUGAUACAAGGAACGAUUGCAGGCCCCACGAGCUCAAACAAACUUGAAGCUGUCGACAAUAUGUAUAGCACCGUGCUUCAUCUAUCCCUUUCGCUGUGCGAUCCCGGCGAGCUAUUGCUAUUUCAGACCGUUGUCGGAACUAUCAUCUUCCUGAGAAAGCAGUUUCCCAUUACACACCUUGCUGUAUUCCUCGGGUUGGACGCCGCUAUGCUACGGAACAUCUUCGACAAACUCCAGGCCAUAAUCACGCUCACGGACGACACACCGCAGUUUCACAAAUCGUUCGUGGAUUAUGUCACUGACCCCACGCGCAGUGGGGACCUCUCUAUCCCUCGGUCUCGAGGAAACGCGAUCAUAGUCUUCCACUGUUUCCGCACCUUGGGCGAUUCUUCCUGUGCAGUCGACGACUUAGUCCAUUCGAACAUUACGCAUGCCAUCAUCUAUCUCCCUUUCUAUUGCUCGGCAGCUGAUCCAAGCAUUGUCAAAACUCUCAACGCGCGCGCCGACCUAUCCACCAACUUCUGGAUGGAGGUGGCGAUGUCUCUUGCUCUAGCCGUCUACACCGGAGAAGCCAUCUCAACUAUUGUGGGAUGCAUGGAAACCGAGGAGGGCAAUCAGAAACCGUUGGACGUAUUGAACAUUGACCUCCGUAGCAAAGAAAUACUCUCUGAGGAGACACUACGCCUCAUGCUGACCUCGAGGACCGUAAAUCUUCGGCACGCCCAUGACGGACACCUAUGGGCAGCCUUGCAAUACGCGAAGACGCUUCUUUAUCAUCUUUCGAAUCAUGCGAUGUGGGAGGAUCAUUGGAUUACCCCUUCUACGGAUUUCUGGCUGCGCUACAGCAACGCCCAAGGGGAUCGCCGCGACAAACUGUCAAAGGCGCAGGUCGUCGACUCGUUCUUAGGAAAACGCGGGGAUGAUUGGUGGGUGUCUGUCUUUGGCUUGGCUUACCGUACUUUUCAACCGACCGACGAGGCGUGGUCUAUCCUAAGGGAGAAGUUCAUAGAGUUGUCAUAG
This is a messenger RNA of Pleurotus ostreatus (oyster mushroom), 2619 nucleotides long. RefSeq lists its product as uncharacterized. The record is from RefSeq and is a predicted model, not a curated record. Bases 1 to 2619 code for a protein of 872 amino acids. The transcript is spliced from 7 exons. NCBI's taxonomy places the organism in Eukaryota, Fungi, Basidiomycota, Agaricomycetes, Agaricales, Pleurotaceae.